AUGUCCGCUACCAACACCACCACCACCACCACUCCCACUCCCAACGCCAUCCCCAUCAAAACCAUCAUCCCCUCCCACUACAAAACCCUCAACCUCCCACCCACUUGCUCUGGGAAAAAGUACGAUAUCACGCUUGCCAAAGAAGGGGAUAGGGAGAUGGGAGAGAAGUUGGGGCGGGAGUUGAAGACAAAGGGGGAGAAGGCGGUUGUGAGGAAUGUAAAUUUGAAGGGGGAGGAGGUACAUGAGGGGUGGGGAGAGGAGAGGGUGGUGAAGUGGACGGUGAGACCGAGGGGGCCGAGGGUUAGGGGGACUAAUGUUUAG
Neurospora tetraspora is the source of this 321-nucleotide messenger RNA. RefSeq lists its product as uncharacterized. Lineage: Eukaryota; Fungi; Ascomycota; Sordariomycetes; Sordariales; Sordariaceae. The record is from RefSeq and is a predicted model, not a curated record. The coding region runs from base 1 to 321 and encodes 106 amino acids. The transcript is spliced from 2 exons.